Molecule: messenger RNA, 2270 nt
Organism: Phragmites australis (common reed)
Lineage: Eukaryota; Viridiplantae; Streptophyta; Magnoliopsida; Poales; Poaceae
Product: L-type lectin-domain containing receptor kinase IX.1-like
Exons: 3
Coding region: 131-2167 (678 amino acids)
Biological process (GO): protein phosphorylation
Cellular component (GO): plasma membrane
Molecular function (GO): ATP binding; protein kinase activity
Source: RefSeq, a predicted model, not a curated record
UGGAGAGAAGAAGUGAAGGACACCAGGUUGAAGUUAAGCUUGAGUCCAUGACGGAACGAUGAAAGGCUAAGACACGUACGUACGUGCUACAUAAGUACCUAGCUAUCCUACUGCUCCGUCGCCAUUAACCAUGGCACCGCGGCGCAUCCUCCUCCUCGCUGUCGUCUUGUUAUUCUGCGGAACAGCAGUAGUGGUAGUUGGCGAGCGCUACCUUCCGGGGGCGAAAGUAUGCUCGACCACGGGCAACUUCACCAUCUACGGCCAGUACCAGGUGAACCUCGGGGACCUCAUGGGCGACCUCCCGCCUCGGGCCAUCGCCAACCGCGGCUUCUUCGACAGCACGAUCGGCAGCGCACCUGACACUAUAUUCGGCCUCACCAUGUGUUACGCCGACCGUAACUGGGCCGAGUGCCAGAGCUGCCUCCAAGUCGCGGCCGCAGGGGUGCAGCAUGUGUGCCCGUUAAGCCGGCAGGUUAAGGCCUGCUACGACGCCUGCGUCCUCCGCUACUCCAACGAGUCCUUCCUGUCCGUCGCCGACCUCGACAUGGCGUGGUACGUGUUGUCGCCCAACUCCUUCGUCACCGAUAUGGCCAGCAUGAACGCCACACGGUGGAGUCUGAUGACCGGGCUCGUGGCCGAGGCCGCCAGCUCCUCGCUGCGGUUCGCCAAUGAUAGCAAGGGGUACACGGACUCGCGAGGCGACUCGCAGGUGAUUUACGGGCUGACGCAGUGCACGAGGGACCUGAAUGCCAGCGAGUGCACCAGGUGCCUCACGUACUUCAUCCCGGAGCUGUCGCGCUUGCUACCUAACUACACCUACGGCACAGUCAAGGGCUACAGCUGCUAUUUGGCGUACCAGAUCGGGAAAGACCUUGGCAUAACCAUUCCGCCUGAAAUAGCAGCGCCGCCACUGCCGCCUCCGUCGACGACUCUGCUGCCACCAAAUCCAUCGCCUCCCCCUGGCCCAUCGGCGACGCUGGUGGCCGGCGUGACUGUUGGUUCCGUGGCGUUCAUCAUCUGCACUGGUAUCAUGGUUUGGUUCCUGUUGCGUCACCGCAGGCGAAAGGCAAGAGAGCACGAACUAGCUGUGUUCCAAGACGAGCCAUUGGAAGACGAGUUCGCGGAUGGGAUAGGACCGAGGCGAUUCCUCUUCAGCGAGCUAGCCGUCGCAACCAGCUCCUUCUCUACUGAGGAGAAACUUGGUGAAGGAGGCUUCGGGUCGGUGUACCACGGGUACUUGAAGGAUUUGAACCUUCAUGUUGCCAUAAAAAGAGUGUCCAAGAGCUCCCACCAGGGGAGGAAGGAGUACAUUUCUGAGGUGAAUAUUAUAAGCCGGCUGAGGCAUCGAAACCUCGUGCAGCUCAUCGGCUGGUGCCAUGGCGGCAGCGAGCUCUUGCUUGUCUACGAGCUCAUGCCCAACGGGAGCCUUGACACUCAUAUCCACAACCAGAACAAUAUGUUGUCAUGGCCGCUAAGGAAUGAGAUCGUGCUCGGAAUCGGCUCCGCACUUCUGUACCUUCAUCAGGAGUGGGAGCAGUGCGUUCUGCACCGUGACAUCAAGCCGAGCAACGUUAUGCUGGACGCCUUCUUCAACGCCAAGCUCGGUGACUUCGGACUCGCGAGGCUUGUCGACCACAACCGAGAGUCGCACACGACGGCGCUCGCCGGCACGAUGGGGUACAUGGAUCCUGAAUGCAUGGUCACCGGGACGGCCAGCACCACGUCCGACGUGUACAGCUUCGGAGUUGUCGUCCUCGAGAUUGCUUGUGGCAGGCGGCCAAUCGUGGAUGUUCGAGAAACCGAAGAACCCACCAUCAAGCACCUGGUGCAAUGGGUCUGGGAAUUUUACGGCCGUGGAAGGAUCCUUGACGCAGCCGAUUCGCGGCUGAACGGCGAAUUCGACAGUGAAGAGAUGGAGCGAGUGAUGGUCACCGCGCUGUGGUGCGCGCACCCUGAUCGUGCCAUGAGGCCCUCCAUCAGGCAGGCGGUCAACGUGCUGCGGCUCGAGGCGCCAUUGCCAAGUCUCCCUGCGAAGAUGCCCGUCGCGACGUUCCUGCCACCGGUCAAUCGCCUCCUGUCUGAAUCUGGGGGUGUGACCGGCAGCAGCGGCAGCGCAGGCACCACUCAUUCAACCAUUGGUACGGAGGCUUCUUCUUUGUUGAGAUGACAUUUGUACAGAUCGUGAUCCAAUAAUGUUGAUUUCUGGUGUGUAUAACACUUUUUCUAUGCGAAUAUUUGCACUCUGUAAAGCAGUUUGUUUCUUUUGAACA